AUGAGCUUUUCCCCCACAAAUAUGCUGAAUGAGGUGGGCAUAAAUAGAAAUAUAGCCAACGGUAAUAAUGCAAAUAAAGGGGCAAAUAAUACCAUAGAGGGGGUAAAUACAUAUGUAUAUAAAGAAAAUUAUGCUAAUAAUAUUAACGUGAAAGGAGAAGAGGCAAUACAUUACAGUAAAGAUGGGGAAUACAACCAAAGCAUCGAGUAUGGUAAAAAACGACAAGAAAGGGAGAUAUACAGAAUGGACAAGGAGAAGCACAGAUUGUCGAAUGAUGGAAAUAACAAUAUGCACGAUCAGAACAAAAAGAAAGAGGAAAAUUUUAAAAGCAUUACGCACUUUGCCAAGUACCUAUUCUUUAUAGCUAAAAAGGUAGCAUACAUAGAUGGAGCUGCACUUGGUGGUGGUGCUCCAGGUGAUGGCGGUGGUACCUCUGGCAUUUCCUGCUCCACUUCGGGUACCACUCCAAACGAAGAACUGCACAAAUUGCUUGUAAAACAUUUAAUAUACAAACUUAAUAAAAUACUUUCGUCUCUCAUCAAUUUUAACGUAUUACAGUAUAAUGAAAAUGAAAAUAUAAAGCAAGAAAUUGAAUAUGCAUGUUUAAAAAAGAGCAAUAUCACACUGAAUAAAAUAAGACUUAUGUUAAAGAAGCUCGAGGAGAGCAAUAUCAAUUACAAGUACAUAUUGCAUAUACUCCUCAAGUUGAAGCAAUAUGAUGAUGAAAACAGGAAUACCAUUAUGACUAUCAGCAGAAAUGUUAAAGUGGAUGCACCUCAUCUGCAUAAUCCACAACAACCACACUAUCCACAGCAGCUGCAUAAUCCAGUACAGCCGCUUAACCCGUUGAGUGAUGGUAUAAACACAGAUGAGCAAAAUAAAAACAAAAGAAGCGAACAUGAUAACGUAAACUACAUUAGCAAUAAUAUACAUGUGCAAGAUGAAACGUCAGUUAACCCCAAAAGGGAUGUAGGGCAUGGAAACUUAACCACAAAUCAAAACAGUAAUAUGUCCAACCAUGAGGGGUAUAAAAAAUUAACUAUAAUUAACAAGACUGAGGAGGGGAAUAAACUAGAACUACCCAAUGAUAGAACGCAAAGGAGCGGCAUUAGCAAUAAUGGAGGUGUUGGAAGCACCAACAAAAUGCUAACCGUUAGGGGUAGGGAUAAAGACAGAAAAACAGAGAGACUAACAGAGAGACUAACAGAGAGACAAAGUGGAAGGGGAAGAAAUGAUAACUCCAUUCUACACAGAAACAAUUUAAUAAACAAAAGUUUAUAUGCAACGAUAAUUCUGAACAACAAAUUCCACUACUUGGAUAUAGAAGAGAGUUUCCUAUUAAAAGAUCUUAUAUACCCUCUUCAAGGAUUAAAUGGAGAAUACAUUAAAUAUAAUAAAACUGAAAAUUCUUUUUUUGUACACAAUAGAAAGAUUAGCAUAGGUAUGCAUCAUAUUAUAAAUAACAUUAGCUAUGUAGGCAUUCUAUUUAAGAAGUUAAAGAUGUAUGUAAACCAUUCUGGGAGUAACGAUAGUGGCAAGGCGAGUAGCUUAUGCUAUGAAGAUGAUCAUGCUGCUUAUAGUAGUGAUGAUAACAUUAAUCUGGACGAUGUGUAUUGUAAUAACAACGACAUGAUUAAUAUGCACAAUGGAAAGAAUUACAUGGAUAACAUUUAUAAUAGUGGGCAUAGCGGGGAUAAGGCAAGUUACGGGGUGUCCAACACGUACAAUAACCAUCCGGAUGAUAGUAGAUCCCAUUACCCCAUCAGUGGUGGUAAGAAGCACAUGGAGGGGAUGAACAUAAACAGCGGUAGCAGUAACUGCAACAAAUGCGAGAAAUGCGGCAAAUACGACAACUGCGACAACGGUAAGUGCAACUGCAUCGCUCGCCCGCGGAGGAAAGGGAGCCUAGUAGUUGAUGCGUUGCAUCAAAUUAUAAGGGAAUACAUGAAUGAAUACUAUAAAUUAUUAUCAUACAUAGAGAGUGAUCUUAACGAACACAUACAUAAAAAUACAGUGUAUAUUGGAAUAAACAAGCUGUAUUUGUUAUUACAGGAGUCAUACAAAAUUCUGAGAGUUUUAGUAAACGUAGUAGAUGAAUCGUUAAGAAAUACUGGAUGUAGAUUUCUCUCUUUUUUAUAUUCAAAAUCACAGGCGUAUGAUUAUGAAGAACAAAAAAUUUAUAAAAAAAUUUUACAGAAAUGUAUAAAACCAAUAAAUGAAAUUUUAAAACAGUGGACUGAAUAUGGUAUACUAAAAGAUAAAUAUAAUGAAACCUUUAUAUCAACAAAUAAGACAGUUACAUCUGAACAGAUAUGGACAUAUAAAUUUUUCUUAAAUUUUAACAAUGUUCCACUUUUUCUAAGUGUCAAUACUGCUAAGAAGAUACUACUCACUGGAAAGAGUGUAUACCUGCUUAACCUAUUUGGGAAUAACAACAAUGUAGUAGGUGCAUCAAACAUGAGUAGUGGUUUAUACUCCUCAAGCAAUGACGACGCUUUUAAGUUUCACACUGCAUUAGCGGCGAACGCUAUAUGUAAUGUAUUUCCUCUAGCAAAGGAGAAAAAUAUUGUUUUGCUAAAAUGCCCCAGUGGUGGUGCUGGAGGUGCUGAUCUUAGGGGCGGUAGUACAUACACUACAAUGGGAAAUAUUUGUAAUAAGGUCAAGUAUACGAACAAACAUGAUAUAUCACGGAAGAGAAGCAAUAGGGGCCUCAAAGGAAGUGUGCACUACAGUAUUAAAUCGCCAUAUAGUAGCAGUGAAGAUGAUGAAAACCCGGAGGAUGAACCUUUACUAGAUGAUGUAUUUUGCAUAAAUGACGUAAACAUAUACAUUGACAGUAUCGAUUAUUACAUUAAGAAAAUUUCGGAAAGGAAAAAUAAAAAACUAAUAACCUUGUUAAUAAAAAAGUACGAACUGUAUGAACACUUAAGAGCAUUUCGCUAUUUUCUUUUAUUAGUAGAUGGAGAUUUAUUCGAAACCAUAUUUGAUAAUAUGAAAACAGAUUUAUAUAUGAAUGCAGAAGAAUUGAAAAGACAUUACCUUAACAGUAAACUAGAUCUAUGUAUAAAAUCUUCUUCUCUAUUUACCUCCAAUCAGAAUAUAAUAAAGAAGUUAACACUUGAAAAAUUUAAUAUUAGAAGAGGAGAUAUAGGAUGGGACGUAUUAGUAUUUGACUUUUUAGUUGAAAAACCACUUGAUAUAAUAUUUACAAAAAAAAUCAAAUCUAUAUAUAAAAGUAUAAAUGUAUUAUUAAUAAAAAUUAAAAAAAUUUUUUGUGAAUUGUCUAAUAUAUGGUACCUUUUUACUCAUCUUUUUAAAAUUAUUAAUAUAGUUUAUUAUAACUCUGUAUUUAUUUAUUGCAAUAUAAUUAGAAAUGAAAUGUUCCAUUUUGUACAUAAUAUUUUAUCAUAUUUUUAUUAUGACAUUAUUGAUAUGAACUGGAGUGAUUUUAAAAAAAGACUCUUUUCUUGUAAUGAUCUAGAUCAACUUAUACAAGAACAUUACAAUUAUAUAACGCAAAUACAGUUCGAUUUAUUCCUAGGAAGUUACAACGAUUUAGUUGUAAACUCUUGUCCGUUUAACGAGUCAGAUGAUGAAUCAAGGCACGCCUAUUUCAACAGCUCACUAGACGCAGACGGGAGCCUGAGUGAUUUAUAUGCAUCUCCACGCGAGCAUAACGGUAGAUAUAAUGGAGUUGGAAGUGACAGUGGUAGUGGAAGUGGAAAAGACAAUCAUAAUGACAAUGAUAGUGAAAUCAACAACCUCAAUGAUGGUAAUAACAUUAGAGUGAGCGCAGUAACUACUCGGGAACGAAAUCGCGGCUUCUCAAAAGAAAACAGGAAAAAUGAACCAAACGAAACACAUAUUUGCCUGAACAAAAUUCUAGAUAUCAUAACUAGGUUUAUAAACUUAACCAGUGCUUUAAUCUCCUCCGUGUGUGAAAAUUAUACAGAGAUUAAAAAGUUAACAGAAGAACGAAAAGAAAACAAAACUAAUUUUGAUAAUGAUGUUGAUUAUAUAAACAAUUAUAUUAAUUAUAAUAUUAUAGGAGAAAAAACUAUAAAAGAUAUUAAAAUGUUACUCAAGUAUUACAGAAAUUAUAUAUAUAAAUUUAUAUGUCUUCUAUUAAGUGAAAACAAAUACAUUCAUGCUUAUUCAAAAAAUACGAAAAGGGAUAAACUCCACUCCCUUCGAUUACUAGCGGCAAGACUAGACUUUAACCUCUACUACGUCAACAUAUCAAAAGUUGUCGAGACGAAAAACACAAAGCUCAACAUAUCAAAGCAGAUCAAGAUGAUGAACAAGUGA
This is a messenger RNA of Plasmodium malariae, 4308 nucleotides long. RefSeq names its product gamma-tubulin complex component, putative. Lineage: Eukaryota; Apicomplexa; Aconoidasida; Haemosporida; Plasmodiidae. Gene Ontology annotation, biological process: mitotic cell cycle; meiotic cell cycle; microtubule nucleation. The transcript has a single exon. Gene Ontology annotation, cellular component: centrosome; equatorial microtubule organizing center; spindle pole. Gene Ontology annotation, molecular function: microtubule minus-end binding; gamma-tubulin binding. Bases 1 to 4308 code for a protein of 1435 amino acids. The record is from RefSeq and is a predicted model, not a curated record.